Cannabis sativa is the source of this 2700-nucleotide messenger RNA. Its product is annotated as long-chain-alcohol oxidase FAO4A. Bases 181 to 2565 code for a protein of 794 amino acids. The transcript is spliced from 3 exons. NCBI's taxonomy places the organism in Eukaryota, Viridiplantae, Streptophyta, Magnoliopsida, Rosales, Cannabaceae. The record is from RefSeq and is a predicted model, not a curated record. Gene Ontology annotation, molecular function: long-chain-alcohol oxidase activity; flavin adenine dinucleotide binding.
GUACUCCUAGAUAUAUAAUUGCCUCAUAUACCACUCUUUUCCUUCAAUUUACAAUGGGCCUCUAACUCCAUUGUUAUUAUAUAAAGCCUUAUUGCACCAAUACAUAAUAACUACCACCAUCUUCUUCUUCUUUUCCACCUUACUUGGUAAGAUAGAGAACAUAUAAGAUUUUCUUAUAUAAUGGAGCAAAAGGUAGCGGCGCAUGUUAUUGGCGUACUAGAAGACGACUUAAAGAUGGAGUUAGAUAGUAGUAGUAUUCAUUAUUGGAAUAAUAUUAUGAUGAAUAACACUACUAUUAAUUCUAGUAGUGAGAAUGUAAUUAUUAAUCAUGAUGUUGGGAAUAGCAGUAAUAUGAUUUAUCCAAACUCUCUCUUGAGCAAACGCCAAAUGAGAUCCCUCACCGCAGUCUGCGACACAUUGUUACCAUCCAUCGACGCUUCCGACCACACCACCGACGACGCUGUACUCAAAUUCUACGCCACCUCCGCUUCAAUGGACCAAACUCCACAACACAUAGGUGGGCUGAUUAGCCAAAAAUUGAAACACCCAAAGGUGUGGCUGCUGAAAGUGGCAUUGUGGGCGCUGUCUACAUGGUACGGAACGCUCAUCCUCUGCGGAACAGCCAGCCUUUCCUCCUCUUUCCCGUACUUUCAAACCUUUCCUAACCUCUCUCUCCAGAAACGCCUCCAGAUUCUGGAAUCAUGGUCUCGCAGUUACUUUUUUCUUCUUCGUCUUCUCUUCAAGGUCCUCAAGAUUCUCACUCUCCUCGUCUUUUUCACCCAGUUGGAUGAGAAAACAAGCGACAACAUUUCAUGGAAAGCAAUUGGCUACACUGGACCCGAUUCUAGUACAACUACUGAUCAUGACCAAAAACAACAAUCGGAGGAACACUCAGAAGACUCAGAACAACACUUCGGGCCUCUUUACAGCGGAAUUGUAAAUCUCAACAAUCCGGAAAGCAUAUCUAAUCUAAGGAUCUUCGGAUUUCCAUCCCAAUCACGUCCAAGACCCGCCACAACAACCUCACUCAACAAUCCUUUCCUAACCAUUAAAUGCGAUGUGGUCGUGGUUGGUUCCGGUUCUGGAGGCGGUGUGGUGGCGGGCGCCCUUGCUAUGGCAGGUUACAAAGUACUAGUUCUUGAACAAGGAAAUUACUACGCCAGAAAAAACCUCACACUUCUCGAAGGGCCCACCAUGGACAACAUGUACUUGUCCAAUGGUUUGAUGGCCACCGACGACAUGCAAGUUUUGUUGCUGGCCGGUUCUACAGUGGGAGGCGGCUCUACUAUCAAUUGGUCAGCCUCAAUUCGCACCCCUGAGCAUGUUAUGAAGGAAUGGUGUGACCGGUGUGAGCUCGAGCUCUUCGGCAGCCAAAUGUACCGAGAAGCGUUGGAUGUGGUGUGCGAAAGAAUGGAAGUACAGUCAGAGUUUACAGAAGAAGGCUUCAACAACUCAAUUCUAAGAAAAGGGUGUCAACAACUAGGUCAUUCCGUCCAUAACAUCCCGCGAAAUGCACCAGCCAAUCAUUAUUGCGGCUGGUGUUGUUUCGGCUGCAAAGACGGGAAGAAGAAAGGAACGUCCGAGACAUGGUUGAAGGACCUCGUUGACUCUGGUAACGGAGUCAUUCUCCCAAGCUGUGAGGCCGUAAAAGUAUUGCACCAUAGAAAGAAAGGAAGAGCGCGAAGUACCGCAAAGGGAGUGGCCUUCCACUUCCAAAAUAAAUCAGGGAAGAAAGAAAUGUGCAUUGUAGAGUCCAAGGUGACUGUGGUGGCAUGCGGGGCUCUUAGGACUCCAACACUUUUGAAAAAAAGUGGUGUAAAGAAUCCCAAUGUAGGAAAGUACUUGCAUCUUCACCCGGUUGUGAUGGCAUGGGGCCAAUUUCCGGAUAUGGAUAAGAAAAGCUACGAAGGAGGGAUCAUGACAACAAUGUCGAGUUUGGAGGAUAAGUCAGGAUAUGGAGUUGUUAUACAGACGCCGUCUCUUCACCCUGGGAUGUUCUCGAUUCUGAUGCCAUGGAUUUCAGGAAAAGAUAUGAAAGAUCGAAUGCAAAUGUUUUCUAAAACAGCUCAUGUGUUUGCGUUAGCAAGGGACAAAGGUUGUGGAAGAGUGAUGUCUGAAAGUUCUAUUGGGUAUGAGUUCGAACAGGAAGACGAGGAGAAACUUCAAAGAGGAGUGGAGAAGAUUCUAAGAAUAAUGGCGGCUGCGGGGGCCGAGAAGAUUGGAACACACAAUAGAGAAGGGAGGAGCAUUAAUGUAAGAACCUCAAGCAAUGAUGAGUUGGAGAGGUUUAUAAAAGAGGAGAGUAGGAGGCCAAUCAAUGGGCUUUCAUCUCCCGUUUGUUCGGCUCAUCAAAUGGGGAGUUGUCGAAUGGGAGUGAGGGCGGAGAAGUCAGUGGUGGAUCAGACUGGGGAGAGCUGGGAUGUUGAGGGACUGUUCUUGGCUGAUACAAGUGUGUUUCCCACUGCUCUUGGAGUUAAUCCAAUGGUCACUGUUCAGGCACUUGCUUAUUGCACAGCCCAAUCAAUUCUUCAAGUUUUAAGAAGGAAGAAAUUAACCUUUAAUUAAUUAACCACUUCUUACUUCUCAAGUGGACUUAUUUAAAUAUUAUAGUUAUUUGUUGGGCUUUCUGCCUUAAAUAAAACUAUAUUUCAAUGUAAUAUUUUCUAUUCAAUUAUCAAUAAAGAAACAGAUGUAAUUUCA